UGUUGAUAACAGACUAAACAAUGUCGCCCCCUGGCGGCCCAAUUUCACCGAUAAACAAAAGCGACCAAUCACAGAAGACGUCACCGAGACGCUGCCUUUGAAUGGCGUGAGAGCAGACCAAUCAGUGGAAACGUGAAUCUCACUGACCAAUCGAAAGCGCACCUGGUCGGUGAAGAGGCGGGUUCUGGCGCUAUCGCAGGGUGGGAGGAGGGCCUGACCGAGCGAAGCAGAGCGGAAGGAAAAUGGCGGCCGUGGCUGCAGAGCCAGGAGCUGCGGUGGUUCCGACAACAACAACAGCAGCAGCAGCGGACGCUGAGGGCCCGCUCCAACCGGGCACGGGCGGGCCGAUCCGCCCGAACACCGAUCUGGAGACCGACGUGAGACGGGAGUUCUCCCCGGUGACGGAGCUCGUCGCCCCCCAUGUGAAAGAUGGGGAUGUGGCGGCAGAAGAAUGCGGCCAUGUCGGGCUGGAGCGGGACGCCGGGGCGGGAAAAGCCGCGGAGGAAAACCCCGUUAUCACCACCGAUAACGACCAAACAGUGUCCAAGUACCCGUCCCCGUUAGUCGGGCCCAGUGAGCGGUUCUCGCCCGCGGUGGUAGAGCCGGAGGCGGGCCGGAAGGUAUACCAGCAGCGCAUCCCGACGGACCCGCAGCCCUCUGCCGUCUUCCUGCACUCCUUCCCCGCGCACCCUCUUGUCACGGAGGCCGGCCUGUCGUUGGCGGAACCGGCGGAACCGACGACCAACGUCACGACCAACGAGUAUUAUCAGAAUCGGGCCGAGGCCAGGAUAACCCAGUCGGUGGACAUAAGCUUCAUAUCACUCACCGAACCGGAGCUUAGGCCCGGACCCGCGGAGGACGCUCCGGUUGCUGUGCCCGGUACCGCGGCGUACACGGAGCCAGCGGACGGCGCGGUGUCGGAUGGUAAUUCAGACCCGCUCUCCGUGUCGGAGAGCCGAGGCCAGACGCCCGCCGGAACCACCGCCGUGAACGUAGACACAGCUACGUGUUACAGUCAUAAGUAUGACUUCUCUUAUUCUCAGCAGAACUCUAUCGUCUCGGACGAGCUUCCAGUGACAAGCCAGCCCGGUUCGGUCCAUAACGUCAGCCCCUCGCCGGUGUCCCUCUCCCGGAACCGCCCAGACUCUUGCUCUUCCUCGCCCUGCCGCUCGCCAAAGCGGAGGCUGAUGGACACUCCGAACCACAAGCUGGAGAAGACUGCCGGCGAGCCGGCCGUGGAGCCCUGCAGCAUCGAAUCCAAACCUCCGGUACCGUGUCCCGGCGCUGCUGAGCCCGGCUCUGUGGAGCAGCUGACGCCCGGGUCCGAGGUGCGAGUCUCACUGGACCACAUCAUCGAUGACGCGCUGGUGGUUUCCUUCCUUGGGGAGAAGAUUUUCUCCGGGGUUCUGAUGGACCUGUCCAAACGGUUUGGUCCCUAUGGUAUACCCAUCACGGUGUUUCCUAAGAGGGACCAUAAGAACCGCCCUCAGCCUUCUAUGCAGCUUCACCAGGAAAUAGACGGGGCCAACGGCCCGGCUGAGAGGCAGGUGGUGCAGGACGUAGUCUCCUCCUCCCAUGCUCUCCCUCAGAGAGAGGAGCUGGAGGUGGAGGCCAUUGCUGCCUCCAAACCCCUCCAUCCUCCUGCUUCUCCUCCUCACCCCUGGAGCUCGAAGCCUCCUCCAUUGUUCCAGGAAGGGGCGCCGUACCCUCCUCCUCUGUUCAUCAGGGACACCUACAGCCAGGCUCUACCUCAGCCACCCCCCCGCAGGAUCCGACGGCCCCGACGGCGCUACCGGUGGGAGGAGCCCGUUUCCAUCAUGAAUGCCAUCAAGCUCCGUCCACGUCAGGUGCUGUGUGACAAAUGCAGAGGGGUGGUUUCUGCCGGUGGUCCCAGGGAGGAGGGCUCCAGAAGGAGGAGGCAUGGGGAGGGUGGGGCCUCUUCCUCCUCUUCUUCAGUGGUGGUAAAGCGGUUGAGGAGUGAUGCACCACGGGAAGAGAAGACAGGGCGGAGUGGGCGACCUGCUUCUUCCUCAUCAUCCUCUUCCUCCUCAAGCCGUGUCCUUAGGGGUGUGGCCUCAUCAUCGUCAUCUUUAUCUUCAUCCCACGCAACCAGCAGCGGCCGUGUCCGUCUGGAACGCUCCAAGACCCGGCGGGUACUCACUAGAGCAUCUCCCAGCACCCCUACUCCUCCACCCCGGCCCCCCCCUCAGACCAAGAGACAGCCCCGGGAAGUUUCCACCACUCACAGCCACGCCCAUACCCAGACAGUGACCCGGGCUGCGGCGCUGCAGCACCAGACCCAGAAGGUUCACUUCACUCGCCGCCUGCAACACCUCAGUCCCCCCGGGCCCUCUGCCCUGCCCCCCCGCCUGCGACUCAAACCCCAAAGAUCAGAGAAUACUGUAUGGGGGGACAACACGCAAACAAACAAAAAAGCGUUUAAAAGAAACGGGAGUUAAGGAGAAAAAAGACAAGAAGACACAGUUGAAUUGUGUAAAUGUUUUUUUCUGAUGUUUUAAAAAAAAACCUCUAUAAAUAAACUGUCAAACUUCCAAGAA
Messenger RNA from Lampris incognitus (smalleye Pacific opah), 2558 nucleotides. It is a transcript of the gene pwwp2a, whose product is annotated as PWWP domain containing 2A. The record is from RefSeq and is a predicted model, not a curated record. Gene Ontology annotation, cellular component: nucleus. Gene Ontology annotation, molecular function: histone binding; chromatin binding. NCBI's taxonomy places the organism in Eukaryota, Metazoa, Chordata, Actinopteri, Lampriformes, Lampridae.